Molecule: messenger RNA, 1490 nt
Organism: Rotaria sp. Silwood2
Lineage: Eukaryota; Metazoa; Rotifera; Eurotatoria; Philodinida; Philodinidae
Source: the annotation of a GenBank genome assembly
UUGAUUAUGAAGGUUUUAUGGCUCGUCUUCGUGCACGUGAACAACAAGGUCGUUCAUUACGUGUUUUAAUUAAUCCUAUCGAUGCAUCUGUUGAAGCAUCAUAUUCAUAUGCUCAUUUGACUCAUGAUUAUCAAAAAUAUCUAGACCAAUUAUUUAGAAAAUUAGCAGAAACCAGAAACCGUCUUGAAGCAAAUCGUGAAUGGCCACAUAAAUCGAGACCAAUAACAAAUGAUGAAUUACAAUUUGCAUCAAAGUGCAUAGCGCCAUAUACUGUUGCACAAUUAUCAUUAACAAAUCCAUGGCCAACAAGAGAAAUGAGCGGAGUCGAAGUUCUGGUUGAAGACACAUUUGCAUAUGAUUUAGCAAAAUUUCUACCCAUACCAAAAGCAAGUAAUACGAGUGUACAUCAUACUCCAUCGAUCAUGAUACCUAUCAGUCUUCAUGUAUUAUGGAUAAUAGGUGAUAAAAAACUUGAAAAUAUUGAAAAUCUUAUAAAAGAUAUUCAAAAUUUACAAAAUACUUCUAAAUUAUCAACACAUCUCGAUGAUGAUCAUAAACUGACUGUUGUUCAAACAAUUGAAGAAGCUCAACAAUGGCUUAAAACUAAUAAAGAAUUAAUUCGAAAACCACACAUUAGACUUAAAGUUGUUACUUUAUGGACAAUACAAAAUGAUAAAACAGCAAUUGAUGUUAUUCGUGCUGUUCGUUCAGAAUUAUCACAAGUACCUGUUCUGAUCUUUACAAACAAACGUGAUGAAAUACCGGGAGCACUUGAAUUUCCAAAUGUUAUUGCAACAGAAAAAGAAUUUGAAGUAAAAGAAUUUGUUGGAGUUAAUCAAGAAACACUAUGGAAUGCAGGUUGUCGAGUAUCACAUAUAGAACCUAUAGUAUCACAAAAAGAUUAUGCACCACCAUUGCAGAAUGCAGUAACUACAGGAAGUGAAAAUAAGUUAGAAAACUCUUCAACAUUGCCAUAUCCAUCGACUGCAAAUGAGCAAGGUUUUCCACUUCUGCCUAUAAUCGAUGUUUUCCCAGUACGUUCAUAUCCACCAUCGCCAUCGAACUCCUCAAUUCCCAAGACACCAAACACUUCCUCAUUAAAACCAAUGUUACUUUGGAUUGAUAUACCUCAAAACGAUCCAAAAACAACUAAUGAAAUUAAAAAACGUCAUCCAACAUUAGAAAUCGUCUUUAAAUCAUCAUAUAAAGAUGCUGAAGAAUAUUUAAUUAAUAACUUACCUGAAAUACAAAAAAAUGAAUUAUUUAUUACUAUAUGUCGUGGUUAUUUUGUACUCGAACAAAAAGGUUUUACUCAUGUUGCUCAGCUUUUUGAAGGUCUUCGUCUUGGAACAAGACGUCUUGCAGUUUAUACUAGCAGUAAAAGUAAUUUAUUAAAGCACACACCAAAUCCUCCGAAGAGCGUUGAAAUUAUUGAUGAACAACUUGAUUUACUUGAUUUUAUAGAUGAUUGUUUAAAACCAAAAUCUUAA